UCGAAUCGCUCUCGCUCUCGCUCGCUGGUAUGAGCCGAUCGACACCUUCCGUCCUUCGCCGGUUGCCGGAGACCCGCGUCAUCAACCGAGAGCCGGCGCGUACGUCCCCUUCUCCAUUGGGCCACGCUGUGUCAGGGGAAGUUCUUCAAGCCAGCAGUGUCCUUCCUGGUGGCACCGGCACCGGCACCGGCACGACGCCAUCGAUCCUCUUCUUGUUCGUUGGAUGGAUGGAGGAGGGUGCGUCGGCAGGCUAAGGCCCGCCAACUGCUGGACUACGGCCCGCCGAGCCCACGCAAUUACGUGAAUGGGGAUGGAGCACCCCAAGCCGGAUGCGUGGGCAGGCUAAGGCCCGCCAACUGCUGGACUACGGCCCGCCGAGCCCACGCAAUUACGUGAAUGGGGAUGGAGCACCCCAAGCCGGAUGCGUGGGCAGGCUAAGGCCCGCCAACUACUGGACUAUGGCCCGCCGAGCCCACGUAAGAGUACGCGAAUGGGAUGGAGCACCACAAGCCUGGUCCACUAAGUAACCCUAGUCGCUCGGUAUAAAACGCUGGGCGCCGUGAUAUCCGUGUUGCUGUCCCCUCGCCGCCGACGCUCCAGCUGAGCGGUUCUUCCUCCCCAAGCCAAGUCAAGCCAAGCAGCAGCAGCCCUCCCGCCUGCUACUAGUACAAGCGAAGCACCAAGAUGAAGUAGGGCAUCCAACACCCCCUCCCCGCUUCUAAGUUUGAUUCUCAAGCGUUUGGGUUGCUGGACCAUCUUCAAGAUUUAUCUCCAAAGUGCGUCUGCAAGGAAACCAGAAAGUGAUGGUGUUCUAGCUAGUAGCUUGCUUAAAUGGGCCGUCCCAAAAAGAAACCUGAGGUUCUUCAUAUAUCUUGUUUCAUUGUUUUAUUUCAAAUUGUUCCAAAAAGAAACCUGAGGUCCCUUCCCUUCUCCAUCUUCUUGAUUGCUGCAUUGUGGAUCCCUUCCUCUCCAUCUUUAUGAUGGAGAUUUUCUUUUCUUUGAGUUUGAGAUGAUUCUAUGUUACAACAUGUUCCCUUAAACAUUAUUCCUUGCAGCAUCUCAUUAGCUUUCAUCUCUGUUUGGUUUUGAUGCAGGCCAAGCAAGCAGCAGGCAGGUGACGGGAUUGUCUUCUGCAGCCCUCUGUUCCUUUGCUUCUGAGUUUGAUUUUAAAGGUGUUCUAGCUAGUAUCUUGCUUCAAUGGGCCGGCCCAAAAAGAAACCUGAGUAUCUCAAAGAAAAAGCAGACAAGGCAAAGGAAGCUGCGAAGGCUUUGGCUAGGGAAAAAGUGGCGCACUUGGUGCAGUCAUCAUGUGAAGACAUACCCGUGUUUCCUUAUGGAUACAAUGCAGAAAAGAGACCUCCUGAUUGGGUGACUGCUCCAGCUGGAUUGAAUCGAGAAAAGUUUAUUGAAGAUUAUCUUUCAAAGGACUAUCUGCCAGCAAAUGCAACUCAACAACAGUUUGAGAAUCUUUACGGUCAACUUCAUCAGUAUCAUCUAUCUAUUUCUCCUCACUCAUUGGAGAGCAACAAGAAGUGCAAUAUUAGGCCAGAGAUUGUGGUUGGUGGGAAGCUUAUCCCUGAGGAGAAGCAUGAUGGAACUCCAGUAACUUCCUAUCUUGAUAAAAAUAUGAAAAAUACAUAUCAUAUAAUACGUGUGUGGGAUGCUAGGAAGAAAGGACGUUUCUUGGAGUUUCUCCGACAGAACUGUUCUGGUUACGUUUUGGCUUGGAGAGUGUAUGCGCUUCUAGUUUUGUUCAAAUCUGCAAAAUGGUGCUACUUCUCGGAUGAACCAGCUAUUGUGGUAGAUUUGGGACAUAUUUGGACAUUUGUGAUGUCUAGACAACAUUCAACAUAUUCAGUUGUGUACGUCCAGAAUUUUUGUUGUUUGAAUCCUUUGGAUAUACUUUCUUUCAUGUGCCAUAUUCUUAAUGAAUUGAUAGUUAGAUACCACACCUAAUUGAUGGUCUGCAGCAUGAGUUCCAAGUGGAUCCGUGAGGGAUACACGGAUUGCAUCAACCAAGCCAUCCUUCAAGACAGCAAAUAGAAUAUAUCAUGGAAGAACCAGAGGCAUCAAAUCACAUAAAAGACAUGGCAUCAGCUUUCAGUCCACAAGGAGAUCAAGAUUGAGACGGAGACGGACCUGUAGGGCAUUGCCAGUCAUGACGGACCUAUAUGCCCAGCUCUCUUGAAUAAACUUCUUGGAACAUAGUGUUUCUGAAAAAGCCACAUAGAUUUCAAGAAUGAGUACGCCUUGACAUCAAACCAAGAACAAUUAGAAAAUAAAUGUUCUCAUACCACAUUGGAGUGAAUGGUCCUAGGUACAUGCCACAUAUUGAGCAAAUCCAAAGAAUUUUAUAAAAUUGACAGACAACCAUCUGAUUAUAUGGACGGAAAGAGUAAUAUACUGGUAUCCACUCCCUUGCGUAUUUACAUAUUGAGAAUAUAGAUAUAGCAAGUCAGUAUAUCAUCAGAAGAUAGCAACAAAGAAAGUAUUGAAUAAGUGAUGAGAAACCAAUGACAAAUGAAUGAUCCACUCUUACGGCCUCUCUUUCUCUUUCGACAUUUCAUGGUGACCUCCUAUUUUGUCCCUCUCGAGCUGCAGGACACACACACAUGCUAAUCUUUAUG
This is a messenger RNA of Triticum aestivum (bread wheat), 2627 nucleotides long. RefSeq lists its product as uncharacterized. The coding region runs from base 1198 to 1956 and encodes 252 amino acids. NCBI's taxonomy places the organism in Eukaryota, Viridiplantae, Streptophyta, Magnoliopsida, Poales, Poaceae. The record is from RefSeq and is a predicted model, not a curated record. The transcript is spliced from 8 exons.